AUGACAGGCGAGCUUCACCAUGACAACAUCCAAGAUGACCACGGCACCGCCGAGAUCCGUCCUGCUUCAUCGCGUUCCUACCAGUCCGGUGUGCUUGAUCUCGAGAGGACGCCGACGUCCGAGACGAAAGACCGACUCAAGGGUGAGAAGCCAGAUCUAGCACGCAUACGUUCGACGGUCUCCGCACACGAGAUUCAAGGCGUUCCUACCCGUGACAGCUCAUAUGUUGAGGCAAACGCUGCUCAAUAUGAACGCUUCAGUGAACGACGAAAAAUCGUCAUCACCUGCGUCUUGUCGUUAUGCGGUUUUCUCGCACCUAUUUCCUCUACCACCAUCCUCGCAGCCAUCCCUGAAGUGGCAGCAACCUAUAACACCAAUGGCAGUAUCAUCAACUUGUCCAAUGCGCUUUACCUUAUCUUCAUGGGUCUGUCGCCGAGCCUGUGGGGUCCAAUCUCAAGCAUCUAUGGCCGUCGAUGGUGCUGCAUCAUCACAGCAAUCCUGUUCUUUGCCUUCAGCAUUGGCACGGCUCUUGCCCCCAACCUGGCUUCGUACUUCAUCUUCCGAGUCCUCACAGCAUACCAAGGGACUGCCUUCCUCAUCGUCGGGACGUCUUGCCUCGGGGACAUCUACACCCCAACGGAACGAGCUACGGCGCUGAGUUGGUUCUUGUCGGGGACGCUCAUUGGACCCGCCUUUGGGCCUUUCAUCGGCGGCAUCAUCGUGACAUUCCGGUCGUGGAGAGACAUUUUCUGGUUGCAAUCCGCGCUCGGAGGGCUCGCGGCGAUAAUGGUCAUUUUCUUACUGCCGGAGACGAUCCCCAAGAAGAAGAUCGAUGAACUUCGGGAGUUAUCACGGAAGCAACGGACACUCCACGUCUUGCACUGGGUGUCGCCUCUCCGCGUCUCGAUACUGCUCUUCUCCUACCCAAACUUGAUCAUCGCGGGCCUGGCGUCGAGCUCCCUAGUGUUCAAUAUGUAUUCGCUGCUUACGCCGAUUCGCUUUGUGCUUAACCCACGUUUCCAUCUCACGUCACCGAUCCAGUCAGGUCUUUUCUACAUUGCCCCAGGCUGUGGGUACCUGUUGGGCACCUUCUUUGGCGGACGUUGGGCUGAUCACAUUGUCAAGAAGUGGAUUCGCAAGAAGAACCGCCGUGUUGCUGAGGACCGCCUGCGGUCGUGCUAUGCAUUCAUUGGCGGUGUUAUCCCUGCUUGCAUGCUCAUCUACGGCUGGUCAGUGGAGAAGGCAGUGGGGGGCGUGCCAUUGCCAGUGGCAGCCAUGUUUGUCCAGGGUGUCGCACAGUUGUUCUGUUUCCCGAGUCUCAACACGUACUGCCUGGACGUGAUGCAAGCAAGGGGGAUGUCCGCAGAGGUCGUCGCGGGAAAUUACAUGAUUCGGUAUGCAUUUGCUGCACUGGGUUCCGCCAUCUGUCUGCCAGCCAUCGAGGCGAUUGGUGUUGGCUGGUUUAGCACGAUAUCUACGGGCUUUCUGAUCAUCACUGCGGUCGGCGUGUGGGCGACGACCGUAUGGGGUGAGGGUUGGAGACAUGCUGUUGAUGACCGGAAAAAGAAGAAGAGAAGCGAUAGGGCUGCGCAAAAGGCCAGCGAAAAAGGCGGGCAAGAAGGCGUAUGA
Molecule: messenger RNA, 1629 nt
Organism: Cladophialophora yegresii CBS 114405
Lineage: Eukaryota; Fungi; Ascomycota; Eurotiomycetes; Chaetothyriales; Herpotrichiellaceae
Exons: 1
Coding region: 1-1629 (542 amino acids)
Biological process (GO): transmembrane transport
Molecular function (GO): transmembrane transporter activity
Source: RefSeq, a predicted model, not a curated record